CCCGACUGAUACAGUAAUGACAUUACUAGCCUUCUCGUCUCGUCACCCUUUUUCUUUUUUUUUUCUUUUAAGUAAAAAAUGUAUUUUUCCUUAGUCAUGCACACUAAUUAUUCGUGCAUUAGGUUUAAUUUCACUCAUUUAUCUUUCACUCUCAUCACUCUCGUUGUCUCGCUUCAUUCUUAUCUCCUCGCCUCUCUUCACCUCCCUACCUGUAGUUUUCUCCCCUCGUCCUCGUCCUUUGUCCCUGUCCUCCGCUCCGAGGGCAAAAACAGCCAACGCGCAAGCGGUAAUCUUCCGUUGUGGAGGCGUGCUCUCCUUGCUGCAGGCAGCGGUGACGCCGCCUUGGAGAGAGGGGGAGGGAGGGGUGGACGGGCGGGAAAGUAUGGAGGGGGUGGUGGACCUCAAGUACCAGCCGGUGUUCCCGAACGGCGGCGUGGCCGCGGCGGCCAAGAAGACGGCGAGGCUCGGGGCGGCGGGGGUGUACCGGGAGUGCCUCAAGAACCACGCGGCGAGCCUGGGCGGCCACGCGCUUGACGGGUGCGGCGAGUUCAUGCCGUCGCCGGAGGCCGACCCGGCGGACCCGAGCUCGCUCAGGUGCGCCGCGUGCGGGUGCCACCGCAACUUCCACCGCCGGCUCGCCGAGCUGCCUCCGCCGCCGCCGCUCCUCACCUUGCCACCGCCACCACCACAGCCGUCACUGGCGGCGUUGGUGCCGGCGCCGGCUGCCGCGUCGCACGUCAUGCGUGAUAGCUUCACGAUGCGCGGCGAGGAGACGCCAGACGACCGCGUGCCGGCCGCCUUCGACGAGGAGACCGAGGAGGAGUCGGACGAGGGCUCGGAUUUCGACGAGGACCGCCCGGUGUCGCCGCUGCCGGUGCCGGCCUUGCCGCCGCACGGCUACCGCCAGCAGACCGCGCCGGCGCCGCACAUGCUCCUCGGGCUGAACACUGGCGUGCCGAGCCCGGGCGUGCAAACCCCCGCGGUGGCGCCGAGGCCGCCGCCGCCGCCCGCCUCUGCCUCGCUGGGCCCGAUGCCUCCCGCGCCGCCCGGGACUGUUGUUCCCGGUGCCGCGGCGGCGGCGGCGAGGAAGCGGUUCCGCACCAAAUUCAGCCCGGAGCAGAAGCAGCGGAUGCAGGCGCUGUCGGAGCGGCUGGGCUGGCGGCUGCAGAAGCGCGACGAGGCCGUGGUGGACGAGUGCUGCCAGGAGAUGGGCGUCACCAAGGGCGUCUUCAAGGUCUGGAUGCACAACAACAAGCACAACUUCGUCGGCGGCCACAGCGCGCGCCGCAGCGCCUCAGCCUCUGCCGCCGCCGCCGCGGCCAUCCACCACCAUCCGUCCGACGCAGCCGCCGGCGCUGUCUACCCUUCCUCCUCCCACGGCCACGCCGCCGCCGCCCCAGCAGCAGCACCAGCCGCCGCUGUCCACCACCCUUCCGCCCCGGCCGCUCCUGUCCACGCUGACUUCAACAUCAACGGCGCCGCCGCUGACGCUGCCGACUACUUCCGCGUCCAGCCGUCGACGGCGAGUGGCGGCGGCUCGCCGCAGUCGUCCUAGUCGUCAAGUUAGUGCUAAUUAAUCAGCCAUGGUUACUUGUAGCCAGUAGCCUCGUGUCUAAUUAACCAACCCUAGCUAAUGGAGCGAGCAACGGUGGUUGCAUGGGACUAGGGAGUGAAGCUUGCUGGUCUUUGUUUGUUAAUGGUGGAGCCCGGAGAAGGAUCUCUUAAAAAAAUGUGGGCUUUUGGGAACUGAUCUGGAUGAUGUAAUGAUUCAGGAUUAGUGGUCAUGAGUACAGUAGGGAGUGGUACUAGUAGACUGUUAGUUAGCGUAGCAAAUUGUUCCUGAGCUGUGUACUUGGAUGAUGGUCGGGUGGAUCCGAUGUCAAUCUCCUGUUCGUUUCGCUUGAA
Molecule: messenger RNA, 1905 nt
Organism: Sorghum bicolor (sorghum)
Lineage: Eukaryota; Viridiplantae; Streptophyta; Magnoliopsida; Poales; Poaceae
Product: zinc-finger homeodomain protein 10
Exons: 1
Coding region: 383-1555 (390 amino acids)
Biological process (GO): regulation of developmental process; regulation of DNA-templated transcription
Cellular component (GO): nucleus
Molecular function (GO): transcription cis-regulatory region binding; DNA-binding transcription factor activity
Source: RefSeq, a predicted model, not a curated record